AUGACCAUGCGCCUCUGUACAGCUUAAUACAUUGCCGAUGUCAAGAUGUCUGUGGAGCUGGAUGUAUUUGUUGGAAACACCACCAUUAUGGACAAAGAGGUGUAUCAACUGUGGUUGAAUGGAUAUACAGUGAAUGAUGCAGUGACGGUGCGGAUAGAAGGAGGUGUAAUGGAGGAGUGUGAGGUGAGUGCAGAAGUGCUGCUCAGUGACACCAUGGACCAGUACAGAACUUUCCAGAUGUGCGAGAGACUUUUACACCACCCAGCUAAACUAGCCAAUCAGCUUCUGUUUCAGAUACCGCCAGACAGACAAGCCAUGCUCAUUGAACGGUAUUAUGCUUUUGAUGAUUUGUUUGUCCGAGAGGUCCUGGGGAAAAAACUCUCCAAAGGAACAAAAAAAGACCUUGAUGAUGUUAGCACAAAGACAGGUAUUACACUGAAGAGCUGCAGAAGACAGUUUGACAACUUCAAGCGAGUGUUCAAAGUGGUGGAAGAACUCAAGGGCCCCCUUGUGGAAAACAUACGGCAGCACUUUCUGUUACCUGAUCAAUUAGCGAGAGACUAUGCUGCAAUAGUGUUCUUUGCCAAUAAUCGUUUUGAGACGGGGAAGAAAAAGUUGCUGUAUCUAACCUUCCAGGACUUUGCCUUCUGUGCUGGGCAGCUCAUCAACAACUGGACUCUAGGAGCUGUUGAUAACAUGAUGGAGGACAUGGAUGUAGAUCUGGAUAAGGAAUUCCUUCAAGACCUCAAAGACCUUAAAAUUCUAAUCACAGACAAGGAUCUCUUAGACCAACACAAAAGUUUAGUGUGCACUGCUCUGCGGGGUAAAACUAAUGUCUUCAACGAGAUGGAAGCCAAUUUUAAGAAUCUCUCAAGAGGCCUUGUGAAUAUCGCUGCCAAAUUAAUCAACGCAAAAGAUGUCCGCGAUUUCUUCAUUGACCUUGUUGAAAAGUUUAUUGAACCUUGCCGAUCAGACAAAUGGACAUCAGUAGAUGUGAACCUCUACCUUACUCAUUAUACUAACUCGGCACAUAUCCUUGACACCUUUAAGCAUCAUUCUGUCUGGACCAGGUACAUGGGAGUUAUCAAAAGUUGCAUCCUUAAAAUGUACCAUGAGUAAAGAAUCUUAAUUGACACCUUUUCUCUCUCUUCAUGAUAACUCAUCUGCAUGCAGUCUAGCAUCUUAUGAAUUUAUGGCCUGAUGUUUAAUAUCUCCUGUCUAUCAUCUUUCUUUAAUCUUUUCUCAAAUAUGCCCCACCCCCCACCCCUACCAUCUGUCCAUGUCUUCACCUCCCUCUCCCUCUAUCCCUGUUUCAUUCUUUUACCCCUUGGCCUCCAGAAAUGUAUGACUUGUAAAUAAAAACAGCAUGAUUUCCACAGA
Messenger RNA from Rhinichthys klamathensis goyatoka, 1380 nucleotides. RefSeq names its product fibroblast growth factor (acidic) intracellular binding protein a (gene fibpa). Gene Ontology annotation, biological process: platelet aggregation. Lineage: Eukaryota; Metazoa; Chordata; Actinopteri; Cypriniformes; Leuciscidae. Gene Ontology annotation, cellular component: nucleus. Gene Ontology annotation, molecular function: fibroblast growth factor binding. The transcript has 10 exons. Bases 46 to 1119 code for a protein of 357 amino acids. The record is from RefSeq and is a predicted model, not a curated record.